Molecule: messenger RNA, 5478 nt
Organism: Bradysia coprophila
Lineage: Eukaryota; Metazoa; Arthropoda; Insecta; Diptera; Sciaridae
Gene: stj
Product: voltage-dependent calcium channel subunit straightjacket
Cellular component (GO): voltage-gated calcium channel complex
Molecular function (GO): voltage-gated calcium channel activity
Source: RefSeq, a predicted model, not a curated record
GAAAGUCACCCUCGCUUAAUUUCUAGUAAAUUAUUGUAGCUCCAUUUUAGCGAAAAAAUUUUCUCACAUUAGUGAGAAAUAUUGUGAUUGCGAAUUGAUGCAAUAUUGUAAGCAUAAUCCUCGAAUAGAUUGUCUUUACUGGAUCGGAAAGUACAGCGGAUUUGUUUAAUCGCAAAGAUUGAACGUUAAAAGUGCGAUUUCAAUUGAAAAUCGAUGGGUGUAAAAGUGUUGAUGGUAUUUUCUUCACGAUAAUACAAAUAUGGCGGAUGUGGCUCUAUUCUGAAAAUAUUUAGUGAUUUUAUUGGACGUUUCUGUUGCUUUUGUAUAAUCACAUAUAAUGGAAAUUAGCCGAUUUACAUUAAUCAAUCAAAGUUUAUUGUUUUUACUGUUGAUUUUGCAUCAAAUAGACGAUAUAUCGACACACUCUCCUCCAAUAGAAUCAAAAUGGAUAAAGCAACAUACCACAGUAAAAUCUUGGGCUAACAAAUUAGGUGGUGAAUUGUGGCACCUUGGCGACUUUGUCACACGUCGAAAGGAUGUACAAGAAAGUUUUAAAACAGCAGAAAUUGUACCCAAAAGUGGUAAAAGAAUUAUAGAACCUAUGGCACAAGAGCUAAAAUAUAUGUUCCAUCAGAAAAUUAGUGCGGUCAGGCGAAUCAUGGAAUAUGCACAAAAUACAGCUUUAUCUCACGAAGGGGCACCAGUGAUUCAAAAUACUGCUUACUAUAAUGCGAAGGAAAUGUUACAACCUGGAGAUCCGGAACCGACGAAUCAAACUAAUGUUGCACUAGACGAUAGAUCAAUCCAAAUUCCAUUUAUUCCACCCUUACGUAUAGAACUUAAAAAGAAUAAACGUUUUUUCGACACUCCUGUAAAUACUUCGAUGAGCUCUGUUCACGUUCCGACAAAUGUCUUCGACAGAGACAAUGAUACCCUUUGGGCUAUCCAAUGGUCAAAGAACUUAGAUGCCAUUUUUUUAUCGAAUUACAUGGAAGAUCCGACGCUUUCAUGGCAAUUUUUUGGUAGUGCUACGGGAUUUAUGAGACAAUUUCCAGCUUCACAGUGGAAAGACGACAAUUUUGAAGAUCCUGUCGAUCUGUACGACUGUCGAUUGAGAUCAUGGUACAUUGAAGCAGCUAACAGUCCGAAAGACAUUAUUAUAUUAGUUGAUGUAUCUGGAUCGAUGACCGGUCAAAGGAAAGACAUUGCCAGACACGUCGUAUACAACAUUCUAGAUACAUUAGGACCCAAUGACUUUGUCAAUAUCUUUAAAUUUUCUGAGAAAGUGGAGGCGGUGGUGUCGUGUUUUAAUUCAACAGUGCAGGCCACCUUGGCCAACAUCCGAGAACUAAAAAUGGGUUUGGAGGAAGUGAAAACCGAUGCAAUUGCCAAUUAUUCGUCGGCAAUAGAUGUAGCUUUCGAAGCGUUAGAAAGUAGCAGAGACAAUGAUCGCGCAUCGAAUUGCAAUCAAGCCAUCAUGUUGAUAUCGGAUGGUGUGCCAUAUGACUUUACCGCACAGAUCGAAAAGUACAAUUUGAAGAAUGACACCUUUAAGCCAGUCCGAAUUUUUACAUAUUUAAUUGGUAAAGAGGUUGCCGAUGUCCAAAAAAUCAAAGAUAUGGCUUGCUCGAAUCGCGGUUAUUAUGUGCAUCUGAGUACAUUAGCAGAAGUUAGAGAACAAGUGUUGCAUUACAUACCUGUGAUGGCUAGACCAUUAGUGUUAGGUGGAGAUAACCACCCGAUCAUUUGGACGCAAGCGUAUGCUGACAAAAUUGAUCCACAAAUGACCGAUUAUUCGUGGGAAUUGCAGGAAAGAUCUGAACAAAAAAAAUUAUUUGAAAAUUACAAACAGGAUAAAAAAUUUCACGGUUCAGCAGAGGAAACAAAUAGACGACAAGCAGAGAAGGAGAGAAUGAGCUAUGAAGAGGACUAUGGAACUGGAAAAUAUAACCUUGUGACCACAGUUGCGAUGCCAGUGUACGAUAAACGAAAGAAUGCGACUUAUAUUGCAAAUUUAUUAGGUGUCGCCGGAAUCGACAUCCCGAUUAAGGAAAUACAGAAAUUUUUGGCACCAUUUCAGCUAGGGGUCAAUGGUUAUGGUUUCCUAGUUACCAAUAACGGAUUCAUUUUGUCACAUCCUGAUCACCGUCCAGUGUAUCGGGGUAUAUUGAAACCGGAUUACAAUAGUGUUGAUCUAGCUGAAGUGGAAUUGAUAGAUGAUGAUUCAAAUCCACGAGACUUUAGCGAGGAUUUGAUAACGUUCCGCGCAGACAUAGUAAAUCAAACGACAGGUAGUAGAUUUUUGGUCGUGAAACAGCAUAUCGACAAUAUGAAACGUGUUCUUCGAUUAACUCGUUGGUACUAUUGGCAACCUAUCGAAAACACUACGUUCACUCUAGUUAUAGCUAUUCCAAAACCUUAUGGGUUAUAUCGUGUAAAGUUAAAAAAUGAGCACGACAUUCAUCUGUUGAUGAAUAAAGGAUUGAAUUUGACUAGUCUGUUCGUAGGAAAUGAUUGGACAAUUCAUCCUGACUGGAUAUAUUGUCGGUAUAAUAACGGAAGUGACAAGACUCCAGAACAGGAAUUGUUAUUUUUUUUGAACAAAAUUAAAGGUGGAGCCUGGAAAUGGAAAGACAGAACGUCCCACUAUUCUAACGCUAGUGCGGGACGAAAAUCAUCCGCUUAUGAUAAGGAUUCAUAUUAUUGUGAUCGCGAACUUAUGCAGCAACUGGUAUUUGAUGCCAAAGCUACUCAGUGGUUUUCCGAUAAAAGAAAAGAUGACAAAUCCGUGGAAAAAGGCAUAAGCGCACUUUUCAAGAAACUUCCAAGAAAUGAAUUUAAUAGGAGGUUUGGAGUAAAAGUUGUAUUUUUGGCCACUCAAAGCGGACUAACUCGAUGGAAGUAUUUCGAUGAUAAAAAAAGCACUGAUGAAGAGCCUGGCCAACGUUUCAAUGAGUUACACAAUCGUGCAAUUGAUGAAGUGUGGUACAUGAGGGCAGUUGAACAACAUUUGGUCGAUCAGGAAAGUUUCGUAUUUUCGGUACCGUAUGCAGUGGGUGAUGCAGAUAACACUUUAGUUACUGCCAGUCAUGCAAUAUUUGUAAAUGAAGAUGUGCGAUCAGCGCCCGCUGCUGUUGUUGGACAUCAAUUUCAACAUGCAGCGUUGUACAAUUUAUUUAUGAAUGUCACAGGCAAGUGUGAUUCCUGUGACAAUGAAAUGCAAUGCUUCGUAGAAGAUGAAACCGCACGUGUAACUCAUUGCUAUAUACUGGACAAUAACGGAUAUGUUGUUGUUUCGCCGAAAAAAGAUGAGACCGGUUCGUUCUUUGGUGAUGUUCACCAAUGGCUGAUGAGACGAUUUGUGGAAGAAAAGAUAUACCAAGAAGUAAAGAUUCAUAACUACCAAGCUGUGUGUGAAAAACCAGAAAAGACCGAUGGUAAUGCGGGAAGCAUUCUGCAAGGUCCAAUCAAACAUUUUCUCAACAUUUUCAAAUGGUUCGGACGAGUUUUGACCUGGACAUUUAUACAUUUGACUAUGAUAACACCUGCUUAUAGCUAUCCAAAUUAUGAAGAAUUUGGUUCUUAUGCAGAUGCCUCAACAUCAGAUCCUAAUGAUAAUCCUUCAGACAAUUCGGCAGAAGAGAAAGCUAAAGUAGAUAAUUCUGUAAUCAUAAAUCGAACACGCCUUCAGCCAUGUGAUAAAGUAAUUUCUUUGUACACUCUUGGUGCAGUGGGAGGUGAAUCCAUUUAUAACGAGCCAGCAAAUGAUUGCGAAAAGCCAUUUGUUGUGGUACCAAUACCCCAAAGUAAUUUGAUAUUGGUCGUGUUUGAGGCUCGAAUGUGUCCAGUGGCUACAACUAAGCCAAUCUCUAUUGUACCUCGAGAAUAUACAUAUGAUAACAACGGGUCAUUAGCGUGUUACCGUGUUGGCAACGAUAAUAAACUGAUUAGAAGGAGACCAUCAAGCUGCAUUCGAUAUCACGUUAAUGAAAGCUCCAUCGACCAAUGCGGUCGAGGAUAUUCGAUAUCGAUGAGCAUAACGUUAAUAGCCUUUCUAAUAAUCGUUCAAGCGUUACUUUAGCAGAAAUAAUUUAAUGAUACAGUAGUGGGGUACUUAUUAAACAAAUAUUAGUCACGUCUUUGCUUAAAAUAAAUUUUUUGUAAACAUGACCACCACCUUCGUCCGAAACGCGUGUACUUCGAUAUAAAUAUUAAGUUAGUUAUCCGUUUCACCUAUACUCAUCAAACAAUCAUUUUCAUUUCAAUUAAUCAUUUUCUUCUCUUUACCAUUUUCAAUGGCGUGUUACCGACUAUACGCUCCGUAGACGUAGCAGACGAAUGUCUUGGAAACACCUAAUCAGUGGCCAAAUAAUUUGUAUUGAAUUUUAAUCUUUUUCGGACGGCUAUUGACAACGACGAUGAGAAUAGAGAUACCGUUUUACAGUUUUAUUUGCAUAAAUAUCUACAAAGUCACACCUUUUGUGUGAGUCCCUUGACUGCUUUAUUUUUUUUUUGAAUACAAACAACUACCCCAAAGUCACGCAAAAACUUCAAGAUUGUAGGAAACUUCUAGAUUGUAGGACCAAUACAGCCCAUCUUCGAACUUAACGUCAAACAAAAACGUUUUUGGUAAUUCCAAUGAGUAUUCAUCAGUUUAAUUUUUCAGACGAAUUUUCCCAAAGUAUGACAAAUAUUUUCCUCCAUUUAAGUUUGUUGGUCAUACAUUCGAAUGUAUGAAUAUUCAUAAUUUUUCAAUCAUAGUACAUAGUGAACAUUUUUAGACAAACAUUUUAGUGUUCACCACCCGUAAGACCCCAUGACCUUCAGUCAUACUUUUACCUUGCAAACGACUCGUUAAAAUCACGUCACAACUUCGAUAACUAAUCAAAUGACGUAUUUAUUUACAGUCUGUGAAAAGUUAAAAUGUUUAGUGUUCGAAUGAAAUCGAAGUAAAGAUGAUUCAUCUUAAAAUUUUCAGUGCCUGUCUGGCUAAGAAAGCACUCUUUCCUCUACAUGAGCGGGACCAGAACAAGGAAGGAUAUCACGAAGAGUUUGAUUGAAAAUGAGCCAUCCGUUUCGCUUUUAAAUUCAAAAUUACAUUACUGGAAAGAACAGGUUAAGACAAUCUCGAAAGCAACAGGCAGAAAAACGUGAACUCAGUGGAUUUUUUCCAUAUAACAUUUUUUAGGCACAUAAAAUGUCUAAGUCGAGAAACAGCCAGAUAAUGUCGUUCCCACUAUUUUCGCGAUCAGGGAGUCUUAACUAAGUUUGUAAUCUGUCAUGCGGAACUAUGAUACUUCUGUACACACCCGACGUUUAUAUUCUUGGUCUUACCCUGCCCUUUUAAAACCGAGAAUGUUAUUAAUGAGUUGAACAAAAUUGAUCCAUGGACUGAUACAUACUAACUCUCCUAUUUACUGCGCGGUGUUUCCAUAGAUUUUCGACAAUCGAAAACAUAAAAACAAAUUCAUUUACAAA